This is a messenger RNA of Pan troglodytes (chimpanzee), 3202 nucleotides long. It is a transcript of the gene TYW1B, whose product is annotated as tRNA-yW synthesizing protein 1 homolog B. Gene Ontology annotation, molecular function: 4 iron, 4 sulfur cluster binding; FMN binding; catalytic activity. The record is from RefSeq and is a predicted model, not a curated record. Lineage: Eukaryota; Metazoa; Chordata; Mammalia; Primates; Hominidae. Gene Ontology annotation, biological process: wybutosine biosynthetic process.
GGUACGCCGCUAACGCGGCGAGGUAGCUCGGUGCGUCUCGCAGUACCAAUGCGAACCUUCGGGCUCUCCAGGUCCGAGAUCGUAGUCUCCUGUCGGCUCUGAGGAGGAUGGAUCCUUCUGCGGAUACAUGGGACCUCUCCUCACCUUUAAUAUCAUUGUGGAUAAACAGGUUUUACAUUUAUUUGGGCUUUGCUGUUAGCAUUAGCCUUUGGAUUUGUGUCCAGAUUGUCAUCAAGAUGCAGCUCAGGAUUUGAUGACAAAUGGUUAUGUCUCCCUUCGAGAGAAAGACAUUUUUGUGUCUGGAGUGAAGAUUUUUUAUGAUUCUCAGACUGGAACAGCAAAGGGAUUUGCAACAGUUCUUGCUGAAGCAGUUACGUCCCUGGAUCUGCCUGUGGCCAUUAUUAAUCUAAAAGAAUAUGAUCCAGAUGAUCAUCUGAUAGAAGAGGUGACUAGUAAAAAUGUCUGUGUCUUCCUGGUUGUGACAUACACUGACGGCCUACCAACCGAAAGUGCAGAGUGGUUCUGCAAAUGGUUAGAGGAAGCAUCCAUUGAUUUUCGAUUUGGCAAAACUUACCUGAAGGGUAUGAGAGAUGCGGUAUUUGGCCUGGGAAAUUCUGCCUAUGCUAGCCACUUCCACAAGGUUGGCAAAAAUGUUGACAAGUGGCUCUGGAUGCUUGGUGCGCAUCGUGUGAUGAGUCGAGGGGAGGGCGACUGCGACGUGGUUAAAAGCAAGCACGGCAGCAUUGAGGCCAACUUCAGAGCAUGGAAGACCAAGUUCAUCUCCCAGCUGCAGGCACUUCAGAAAGGGGAGAGAAAGAAGUCCUGUGGCGGCCACUGCAAGAAAGGCAAAUGUGAAUCUCACCAACAUGGCUCAGAGGAGAGGGAGGAAGGAUCUCAAGAGCAGGACGAAUUGCAUCACAGGGACACCAAGGAGGAAGAACCCUUCGAGAGCUCCAGUGAAGAAGAGUUUGGUGGUGAGGACCGUCAGAGCCUAAAUUCCAUUGUUGAUGUUGAAGAUUUGGGCAAAAUUAUGGAUCAUGUGAAGAAAGAAAAGAGAGAAAAGGAACAGCAGGAAGAGAAGUCUGGUUUGUUCAGGAACAUGGGGAGGAAUGAAGAUGGUGAAAGAAGAGCUAUGAUAACUCCUGCUCUCCGAGAAGCCCUUACUAAACAAGUCGAUGCUCCGAGGGAGAGGAGCUUGUUACAAACACACAUUCUAUGGAAUGAGAGCCAUCACUGCAUGGAAACCACCCCGAGCUUGGCGUGUGCUAAUAAAUGUGUCUUCUGUUGGCGGCACCACAACAACCCCGUGGGCACUGAAUGGCGGUGGAAGAUGGACCAGCCUGAAAUGAUCUUGAAGGAAGCCAUUGAAAACCAUCAGAACAUGAUUAAGCAGUUUAAAGGAGUACCGGGCGUCAAAGCAGAACGCUUUGAAGAAGGAAUGAUGGUAAAGCACUGUGCAUUGUCUCUCGUGGGAGAACCAAUAAUGUACCCAGAGAUCAACAGGUUUUUGAAGCUACUCCACUAGUGUAAAAUCUCCAGUUUCCUGGUCACAAACGCACAAUUUCCUGCGGAAAUAAGGAACCUCGAGCCGGUUACUCAGCUGUAUGUCAGUGUGGAUGCCAGUACCAAAGACAGCCUGAAGAAAAUCGACCGCCCACUCUUCAAGGAUUUCUGGCAGCGAUUCCUUGACAGUUUAAAAGCCUUGGCAGUCAAGCAACAACAAACUGUCUACAGACCGACGCUCGUGAAAGCAUGGAACAUGGACGAGCUCCAGGCCUACGUGCAGCUCGUGUCCCUGGGGAAUCCUGACUUCAUUGAAGUGAAGGGUGUUACCUACUGUGGAGAAAGUUCAGCAAGCAGUCUUACCAUGGCCCACGUGCCCUGGCAUGAGGAAGUGGUACAGUUUGUCCGCGAGUUGGUGGAUCUGAUCCCCGACUAUGAAAUUGCAUGUGAACACGAACACUCUAAUUGCCUCCUGAUAGCACACAGAAAGUUUAAAAUUGGUGGUGAAUGGUGGACAUGGAUCGAUUAUAACUGCUUCCAGGAGCUCAUCCAGGAAUAUGAAGAUAGUGGUGGAUCAAAAACGUUCAGCGCAAAGGAUUAUAUGGCCAGAACUCCUCACUGGGCAUUAUUUGGUGCCAAUGAAAGAAGCUUUGAUCCCAAGGACACAAGACAUCAGAGAAAGAACAAAUCAAAGGCUAUUUCUGGAUGUUGAGAUUAUCUGAUUUCAAGGUACUGAAGGACAAAAACUUGGAUGGCCUCAAAAGGUUCUUGAACACCACUGUGAUUCUCCAAGGACGAAUUACGUAAAUUAUACUUUCAUACAAAGGAGACGAUAAGGCAGUAAACAUGGAGACACGGGGGACAGCGUCCACACUCAGAGGGCCUGGGCCACAGCCCCGAUGUUUCUUUUCAGAACUCAGCCCCUUUCCUGAUUUUACUUCUAAGAGGAAAAUUAUUUUGGGGAGGAACUACACAGUCGUGAUUAGAAUUUAACUGAUGGUUUUGUAUUAUAACUUCUAAGACCUGCCAGAAUGCUAGUCCUGAGAGUGUCAGACAAGGAAGAAAUCCCUGGGCCUCUUCCCCUUACCCGGCCCUUGGAUUUCAUGGAGCAGCCACUUAGCAUUGAAUUGCACUACCCUGAGCUAAACGUGUCUGUGCUUUCUAAGAUAAGAGCUUGAUCUCUUUCUUCUAUCUUAAGACAGCACCUCCUGAAAAGAAUCGAAGUUGUCACAACUCUCAGUUAUUUUUUAAAUACUGCAUAGAUUGAGUUUUGGUUUAUUACUAACCCUUCCCAAAAUUGCAUUGGAUCUAAAACUGUACUAGAUCUCAUCCCAUUCCCAUAUAAAUUACCACAGACCGCAGUACCGGGGCUGGAGCGGAGUGAAGCUGUCUGCUGUAAGAGGAGUGGCCAUGUGAGGGCAUGGAGUCAUUAGUCUCACAAACACACUUUGGACUGAAGAGGAUCAUUUCUUUUUGUUCAGGAGGUCACUGUCCGGGCCUCUCAUAUCACGACCAGAUGGCGGGUCUCCAUCUUCUUUCACUCCUGUGGCCCUGGCUGCUUUACACAAUCUGCUCUUUAAGGUUCAGGUGUUUUCAAGUUGGAAAGAUCAUAAGUACUGAAAAUUGUUUUCAAGUUAGCAAAUUCUUUUAACAGUCUUUUAUGCAAAAAUUGAAUUAAUAAAAUAAUAUUUUGUAAAGA